This is a messenger RNA of Beta vulgaris subsp. vulgaris (sugar beet), 915 nucleotides long. RefSeq lists its product as uncharacterized. Gene Ontology annotation, molecular function: DNA helicase activity. Lineage: Eukaryota; Viridiplantae; Streptophyta; Magnoliopsida; Caryophyllales; Amaranthaceae. Bases 1 to 915 code for a protein of 304 amino acids. Gene Ontology annotation, biological process: telomere maintenance; DNA repair. The transcript has a single exon. The record is from RefSeq and is a predicted model, not a curated record.
AUGAAGCAUAAGUUUUGUUUUGAAGCACUUGAUAGAAGUUUGAAGGACAUCAUGAAGUCGGUUGAUAGGGCUAACUUGCAUCGACCUCUUGGUGGCAAAAGUUUGGUAUUUGGUGGUGAUCUCAUGCAGAUAUUACGAGUUGUACCGAAGGGAACGAGGCAAGAUAUCGUGUUCGCGACCAUUAAUUCCUCUUACUUGUGGGAUUCAUGUAAGGUCCUAAGACUUACUCACAAUAUGAGACGAAAAGCAGGUUAUUCGAAAUCUGUUGUUGAUGAAUUACGAGAAUUCUUAGAUUGGAUACUAAGUGUUGGAGACGGAAAAGUUGUGGGUCCUAAUGAUGACGGACCCGUAAUUGAGGUUGCAAAAGAUAUCCUUAUAGAUCCUGGGGCAGAUCCAAUUUCAGUAAUUGUUGAUACCACAUACCCAGACCUACAGGAGCAUAUUUGGGAAGCUAAAUUCUUCCAGAAAAGAGCUAUUUUAACGCCAACAAAUGAUAUAUUGGAGAUAGUUAAUGAUCAUGUUCUAUAUAUCUUUCCUGGAGAAGAGAAAGUGUAUUUGAGUUUGGAUGCUAUAAGCAAAGAAGAAGGCAAUUUUUGUGUACAUGAAAUAUACUCAAUUGAAUUCCUCAAUAAUAUAAGAUGCUCAAGGCUCUCAAAGCAUAGCAUGCGACUAAAGGUUGGUGCGCCAAUUAUGCUUCUAAAGAAUAUUGAUCAAACAUCUGGAUUAUGUAAUGGCACGAAGUUAGUUGUCAAUCAUUUAGGCAAUCGUGUUAUUGAAGCUACUGUUACUUCUGGAAGCAAUAUUGGAGAAAAAAUAUUUAUCCCAAGAAUGACACUAACCCCAUUUGACUCCACUAAUUUUCCUAUCAGAUUUCAGAGACGGCAGUUUCCUUUAAUGGUUUAUGUUUUGCUAUGA